AUGCUGUUAAAACUGUUGCAAAGCGUUCGAUAUCUAGGGCGACAAUCACUUCCGUUUAGAGGCAAUUUGGAUGAGGAAACACACAGCGAGUUGAAUUCGAACUUCCACCAGUUACUUUUACUCCGAUGUGAAGAUGAUAAGGAACUGAGUGCAUGGCUUGCAAAAAACCAAAACUACACGUCACCAGCUAUUCAAAACGAAAUGCUGCGAAUCGAAGCACUUAGUAUUUUACGUGACAUUGCAAAAAAUAUUCAGUCAGCUGAGAUUUUCACAAUCCUUGCAGAUGAAACAGGGGAUGUCUCAAAUACGGAACAACUUGUCAUUUGCAUUCGGUGGGUUGAUGAUGAAUUACAGGCUCACGAGGAGUUCAUUGGCCUCCAUCCACUACCUGAUACUAGUGCUGACCAAAUCGUUUUUUUAAUCAAAGAUAUUCUUUUACGAAUGAACUUGAAAUUAGAAAAUGCUCGCGGCCAAUGUUAUGAUGGAGCUGCAUCCAUGGCUGGUCACAGAUCUGGAGUUGCUACCCAAAUCAAAUCGUUGAAUGAAAAAUGUUUGUACACACACUGUUACGGACAUGCUUUGAAUUUAGCUGUUGGCGAUGUGAUAAAAGAAAUCCCUGAACUUAAAGAAGCGUUUGGAACUGCCUAUGAAAUAUGUAAACUUGUCAAAAAAUCGCCAAAGAGAGACACACAAUUAAAGAAUAUCAGAGAAGCAACAGGAAUUGAAUCCAAUCGGUCCAUGAGUUUUCUCCUACACGAUGGACUGUGCGAGGUGAGGUUCUUGAAUCCUUUCUUGAAAACCAUAAGGAAUUAA
This is a messenger RNA of Hydractinia symbiolongicarpus, 813 nucleotides long. RefSeq names its product zinc finger MYM-type protein 1-like. NCBI's taxonomy places the organism in Eukaryota, Metazoa, Cnidaria, Hydrozoa, Anthoathecata, Hydractiniidae. The transcript has a single exon. Bases 1 to 813 code for a protein of 270 amino acids. The record is from RefSeq and is a predicted model, not a curated record.